Molecule: messenger RNA, 2931 nt
Organism: Cryptosporidium ubiquitum
Lineage: Eukaryota; Apicomplexa; Conoidasida; Eucoccidiorida; Cryptosporidiidae
Product: histidyl-tRNA synthetase
Exons: 1
Coding region: 1-2931 (976 amino acids)
Biological process (GO): mitochondrial translation; histidyl-tRNA aminoacylation
Cellular component (GO): mitochondrion
Molecular function (GO): histidine-tRNA ligase activity; ATP binding
Source: RefSeq, a predicted model, not a curated record
AUGGCACAGAACGGAGCAACGAGUUUAUUUAUUGGAACUGGUGGGAUUUCUUUGGAAAAUGUUGCAUUGAUAUCAACAAGUGAUAAAUCUGAGUUUUUAUUGGAACCUAAGUUGAGGGAAAAUGAGGAGGAUCUGAAAAUAUUGGAGGAAAGUGAUUGUUGGACUGGUUGUGUUGAGGAAGUGACUCAAAAGGCUGAAGAAUUAAGUUUAAGUGAAGUUAGAGCAUUAAUGCUUACAAAAGCUGUGGGAAUGGCAAUGGAGGGAAACGGAACAUCCAAAAAAAUAAUGAUUUGGUUGCUUGAGCAGUUAAGAAACAGAAAUUUAAAUUCAGUUAAGGUAAAAUAUUUUAGCACAGAUGAAUUGACUUUAACAAAUUUAUUGCAAGAGUAUGUAAGGCUUUCAGGACUAAAAGUGUCCAAAAGCGAUGCAAAAGCCUUUACAAAAGGUUUUUCCGUGAAAGUAUCUCAGCUUGCACUUUAUUUGGGAAUUUCUUCUACCUUGAAAAGCUUUGGGGAAUGUACCUUGGCAAUUUUAGUAGAGGCAAUGUCUUUCCCAUUAUGCUUUUUAACUCAUUUAUCAUCAAUUUCUACUGGUGGUCUAGCUGAAACUACAAGAAACAUUAGGUGGCUUCUAGAAGAUUCAAAAAUUCAAAGAGAAAUUAGAUGGAAGAAUAAGGAUCUUGGAGUAAGGUUGUCUGAGAUUAUAUGUUCAUUGGGAACUCUUCAAAAUUCCAUUGAAAAUCUUACUAAAUGUAUUAAGGGAUUCUUCCUCAAAAGCGGUAAUAUAACUACAAGUACAAAAGGUAUCGAACAUUCUAUUGAUUAUAUUGAGAUUAUGCCAAUUUUAGAACCACUUAAAACGGUCAUUUCUUCGCUUUAUUACAUGGAGAGAUCCAGUCUUGAAUUUCUGGAUCUGCUAUUAAGGGAUACAAGCAAAGAAGAAAUCAUUUCUGUGAAUGAUUUUUCUAAAUUUGAUUUAAAUUCGGAAAUAUCAAUACAUGGGUUAAAUAUUGAGCAAAUAUUAAAAUCUGUAACUCCUUUAACUAUGGAAAAUUUGGGUUAUAUUAACUUAAAAAUAAAUGAAUUGAUUAAUAAUUCUUUAGACUUGUCUAAAGUAUUAAGAGUCUCCACAAUGGACGGUUUUAAAGACUUAAUUCAUGGAUUAAAAGAGUUAAUUAAUCAUAAUCUGGAAAUCUUUUCAAUCUUGUGUAUUUUAUCGUUACAAAAGCUUGCUGAUAAGAACUACCAACAGUAUAUAUCCAGUAUUGAAAAGGCCAAAAAGAAAGGUAAGAAUGAAGUUUCAAUAGCUUCUCACGAAUCAAAGAAUAUUCAUGAAUUUAGACAGCUUAUGAUUAGUGUAAUAACAGAAUCUAAUCUCCUUAAAAAAACCAAAAAUGAUGUUGAAAAUGGUAUCUACUCUCAAGUACUAGAACUUUUCCAAGAUGGACAAAUUUUUAGACUGGAUUCAAAAUUGAAAUCCAUUACAACUCCUCAGAACCAGUCUAUCAGACGUCCAAAAAUUCCAAAAGGAACACAAGAUGUUGCUCCUCAAAAGAUGGCAAUUAAGAAUCUAGUUUUUGGAGUUAUAAGACAAGUAUAUAGAGCUCACGGAGCAGUCGAAAUUGACACUCCAGUAUUUGAACUUAAAGACACCCUUUUAGGCAAAUAUGGAGAAGAUUCCAAGCUUAUUUAUGACUUAAAAGAUCAAGGUGGAGAACAGCUUUCACUUAGAUAUGACCUGACUGUCCCCUUGGCAAGAUAUAUUGCAACUUCUGGGCUUGACCACCUUAAAAGAUACCAAAUUGGAAAAGUAUAUAGAAGAGAUGAACCUCAAAUGGCGAGAGGAAGAUUUAGGGAAUUCUACCAAUGUGAUUUGGAUAUUGUUGGACAUUAUGAUUCAAUGGUUGCAGAUUCUGAAAUCAUUAAGAUUGCAACCCAAGUAUUAUCUUCCUUUUCUAAUUGGAUUGGACAAUUUAUAAUAAAGGUAAACCAUAGACAACUUUUGGAUGGUAUUCUUGAGAUUUCAGGAGUACCUAGUGAGAAAUUUAAAACAGCUUGCUCAUCUAUUGAUAAGCUUGAUAAGGAGCCAUGGGAUAGUGUUCGAAAUGAAAUGAUUAAUAUUAAAGGUAUAUCAGAAAGUUGUGUUGAUAAAAUCGGAUCAAUUAUUCAAUUAAAAGGAAAUCCUUUUAAUGUUAUUGAACAAAUCAAAUCAAAUAAAGAAAUGAUGUCAAAUGAAAACAUAAUUAAAGCAAUAGAUGACCUACAGACUCUCUUCAAAUAUACAGAAAAUUGCAGUAACUGUCUUAAUUAUCUUUCCUUUGAUCUUUCCCUUGCCCGUGGGUUAGACUACUAUACUGGGGUUAUCUAUGAAGCCGUAUUAAUCUCAAAUGACUUAAAUGUUGGUAGUAUAGCAGCUGGUGGAAGAUAUGAUCAGCUUAUUGGAAUGUUUUCACAAAAAAGUAUCCCUGCUGUAGGCUUUUCUGUAGGAGUGGAACGUAUAAUGAGCAUAAUUGAAAGGAAAUUUGAGAGUAGUAAUACUAUUAAUUACUCCUCAAAAGGAUCGUUUACGGAUAUACUCAUAUGUAAUGUUGGAGAUUCUUUGUUUGAAUAUAGAUUCAAAAUUGCAUCUUUAUUAUGGGACAAAAACAUUCCUUGUGAAAUUUCUUUGACAGGAAAUGGAAAACUUAGGAAACAACUUGAUUAUGCCUCAAAUAACCGCAUUCCAUAUUGUAUAAUUGUUGGAGAAAGCGAGGCCUUGAAAAAUACUGUCCAAUUCAAAUUCAUACAUAACAAUCAGACUGAGAGUAAUUCAACCUCCUCUUCUGUUUCCUCACAAGAAGUCCACCUUAACGAUCUCGUUAGCCAUAUACAAUCUGUGAUAUCAGAAUUUGGAUCAACUUACUCUAAAUUCUCGUCAGAAUUCGAGUUAUAA